AUGGGGCUUAUUUCGGCAAACGUGCUCUUCCAGCUUCUGGGACUGAUAACUGCGAUCCUCGUUGCGGCAUAUCUUUAUUUGAAACAUGUCACUUACCAGUACUGGAGUUCGAAAGGAGUCGCGCAGGCCGAACCUGUCGUCCCGAUUGGCAACUUAUUUCCGGUCCUUAGAGGAAAAAAGUCCGUGGGUCAACAGAUGCGCGACCUCUAUUUGAAGUUCAGGAAGAACCCCAUCUUCGGAGUCUACUCGUUCCACAUACCCAACCUCGUAAUCUGCGAUCCUGAGAUCAUUCGAUUUAUACUCACGAAGGAGUUUACGGCGUUUCAGGACCGCGGCAUGUAUUCCAAUGUAACGCAUGAGCCACUGACAGCUAACCUGUUCCAGCUUGGUAGUCCGAAAUGGCGGCAUCUCAGGAUGAAGUUCACGCCAACAUUCACGUCUGGGAAAAUGAAGUACAUGUUCACCACGGUGAAGGAUAUUGCGAACAACCUUAGCAAGCAGAUAGCCAUAGAGUCCAGCCAGAGCGACCUCGUUGAGGUCAAGGAUCUCAUGGCAAGAUUCUCCACUGAUGUAAUCGCCUCAGUAGCUUUCGGGAUCGAGUGUAAUAGCCUGGAAAUCCCGGAAGCAGAGUUUCGCGCAUGGGGCCGUAAAUUCCUCCAGCCUGAACCACUAAAAAACACAAUGAUGACACUAUGUCCGUCGGUAAUGAAGAUGUUCAACAUCAAGUUUAUCGACGAAGGCACUUCCAAUUUCAUAAUAAACGCCUUCAAGGACACCGUCGAAUAUAGAACGGCGAAUAAUGUGGUUCGAAAGGACUUCAUGGACCUCGUUAUCCAGCUGCUGACCAAGGGCUACGUCAACUCUGACGAUGGCAAGGACACGCAGCAGGAUUCAGUGACUGCAAGUGAUAAGAUCACCAUGCUGGAAGGAGCUGCACAGGCCUUCGUAUUCUGGGUUGCCGGCUUCGAGACGUCUUCAUCGACCGCGACUCACUGCCUCUACGAGAUGGCAAUGAAUCAAGACAUCCAGGAUACACUCUCCGAGGAAAUGAACAGGGUGUUGGAGAAGUUCGGGGGUUUGACGUACGACGCCAUCAUGGAAAUGACCUAUCUUCACAAAGUGGUUUCAGAAACGCUCAGGAAGUAUCCAUCCGUCCCAAUCCUCAACAGGGAGUGCAACAGGAAGGUUGAGUUGCCUGGAACCGGAUUCGUCGUUCCAGUUGGAAUCCAGAUAGUCUUUCCAGUAUUGGGAAUCCACUGGGACCCCGAAAUUUAUCCUUCCCCAGAGAAAUUCGACCCGGAACGUUUCACCGAAGAGAACAUCGCCAAGAGACAUCGUUAUGCUUACCUACCGUUUGGCGAAGGGCCCAGGAAUUGUAUCGGCAUGAGGUUCGGUCUUCUUCAAACAAAAAUCGGCCUGAUCACCCUGCUUUCGAAGUAUCGUUUGAAGCCAGGACCCGACACGAAAUCACCCUUGGUCAUGGACACCGGAAAUUUUCUACAAAUGCCGCUUGGCGGUAUGAAGCUCAGAAUCGAGGAAAGACGUUAGAUGACUAAGAAUAGUUUCGAUAUAAAUUUUC
Messenger RNA from Diprion similis, 1579 nucleotides. Its product is annotated as probable cytochrome P450 6a13. Bases 1 to 1548 code for a protein of 515 amino acids. Gene Ontology annotation, molecular function: iron ion binding; monooxygenase activity; oxidoreductase activity, acting on paired donors, with incorporation or reduction of molecular oxygen. The record is from RefSeq and is a predicted model, not a curated record. Lineage: Eukaryota; Metazoa; Arthropoda; Insecta; Hymenoptera; Diprionidae. The transcript is spliced from 6 exons.